Carcharodon carcharias (great white shark) is the source of this 1002-nucleotide messenger RNA. RefSeq lists its product as uncharacterized. The transcript is spliced from 5 exons. The coding region runs from base 1 to 1002 and encodes 333 amino acids. Lineage: Eukaryota; Metazoa; Chordata; Chondrichthyes; Lamniformes; Lamnidae. The record is from RefSeq and is a predicted model, not a curated record.
AUGACACCGAACGCAGGGAUGUCAGGUGAGCCAAUGAAUGACGGAGCGGUUAAAUAUAAAUUAGAGAAAAAAACCGCGGGAGGAAUGGCGGCCCUGCGAGCGGAGGGUAAAGACAGAAUGUUCGGUUUGAGGAGAUCAAUGAAAUCAUCAUCCUCCGAGAACGAGGGCGAGGAUAUCCAAACACCGACCAGCAAGUGUGUGCGAGUCCCUUUGGGGGACGUUUUGCCUCGGCAGGACCUGACAAACUCGAUUAGCAAAAGGCGCUCAGAAGCUGUGUCGGGAUCUAACCUGACACCACUGAUGCGCAGGCUGCAUCUGCAGGAUGAAGGCCUGCUGGUUCCGAAGCUAUGUUAUGAAGAUCCCAUCCAGGAAGCCUUUGUGAAAAAGGAUUGUGUUGACGUCCCCCAGGCAAGGGACCUGAAUCCACUGGUGACACACACAACUGAACCUCGACUCAACAGUGUGAUUCCUGAGUUCAUGCCGACAGAAGGCGAGGAUUCUGCUCUGGUCUGUGUGCAUGGCACAGCAAUUCCAUCCCCUGUACAAAAGGGGGAGCUGGUCACCAAGGCACAGGAGGAUCCCAAGCUGUCGCUUGCUGACACUGCCAUAACUUCAGGGCUGGCACGACACAGAUCUUCAACGUCCAUUGAGACUGUAGUUAGACAGACAGUGACAAGUUCUGGGCCCAAGGCGGGUGUAGGGAGCCCUCUGCCCACAAGCCUAGAGAUAGCAAGACAGCCUGAUGCAUUUCAGAGCAAUCCCCCUGGGGUUGUGACAGAAAGUUCCUGGAGCAUUGUCCCUGAAAUGGAGGAGGAUGAGGCUCUUGUAGAAGCGACACUUCAGAACUUCAUGUCAGCUGAUGGACUCUCCACAACACUUGACAGAGGGCCUAUGGGCGUAGGCAUGGGGAAGCUGUCCAGGGUCGAAGUGGGGAAGGCAUGGCAAUUCAUGGGUGAUGUGGACAUCAGGGAGCUGAAGCAGCAGGAGAGGCAGGCCGGGUAG